AGCUUCUCUUAUCCAAAAUCCACAAGUUUGUGACUCUGCUUCAGUUUUUUCUCCUUCUAUAGUCAUCUUCUUCCUUACAACACACAUCAUCUUCAUCAUCAUUCCAGGAACCACCAUAACGGUAUUCCUCUCUCUCUCGUACCCUCUUUUUCUCUCUCCCUUCUGCAAGUGAAAGUACAGAUAAAGAAUGAAUGACACAGUGGAUAAGCUUGUGAUCUUUCUAGCGAAGAGAGAUGGCAUAGACAAGCUCGUGAAGACGUUCCAGUAUGUCUCCAAGCUUGCAAACUGGCGCAUGGAAGCGACGCACCCGGACAUGGCCAAGAAGUUCAAGAACUGGGAAGUCUCAUCAGGUCUCAGCCGGAAGGCGUUUCGAACCGGCCGGUUUCUCACCGGAUUAAACCUUCUCCGGCGAAACCCGGGGUCUAACCUUACUCUCCGGCUGCUAGCCAUACCGGCCAAUGCCGGUGAGAUGAUUUACUUCUUCUUCGACCACUUCACAUGGCUCGCAAGAAUUGGGACGAUAAACCCAGACUUGGCCAGAAAGAUGAGCUUCAUAUCAGCGUUUGGAGAAGCAGUAGGGUAUGUGUUCUUCAUCAUAGCUGAUUUCUUGCUGAUAAAGGAAGGGAUUAAGAAAGAGCGAAAGAUCAGAAGAAUCUUUGAAGAAGAAGAAGAUGAAGAGAAAGAAGAGAAAGAGAAGAAAGCAAAUGAUGAGGUUAAGAAGAUUAGGGUUGAUAGGGUGAUGAGGUUAAUGGCGGUGGCUGCAAAUAUUGCAGAUUUCAUCAUAGCUUUGGCUGAUAUUGAACCAAAUCCAUUCUGUAAUCAUGCUGUGACUCUAGGAAUUAGUGGGUUGGUUUCUGCUUGGUCUGGUUGGUAUAGAAAUUGGCCAUCAUAGAAACAUGCUAGCGAUUAUUCAUAUUACCAAUCAAAGAGCAAUCAUUGAAUUAAUCUGUGAUAUUCA
Molecule: messenger RNA, 958 nt
Organism: Prosopis cineraria
Lineage: Eukaryota; Viridiplantae; Streptophyta; Magnoliopsida; Fabales; Fabaceae
Product: peroxisomal membrane protein 11-4
Exons: 1
Coding region: 188-892 (234 amino acids)
Biological process (GO): peroxisome fission; regulation of peroxisome size
Cellular component (GO): peroxisomal membrane
Source: RefSeq, a predicted model, not a curated record